AUGUCGAUGCGUGACGCCGAGCGCGCGGCGGCGCGCAGGGUGCGCGCGCUCGGAAGCGCGAUGCGCGCGUCGUCGGCGAACGCGCGCGCGUCGGUGGUGGUGUUCGGAGGGACGUGCGUGGACGCGCACGCGCGAGCUGGACGCGCGGGCGCGCUGAAACGCGGAACGUCCGCGAUCGGACGCGCGUGGAGCGCGCUGGGGGGCGUGGGGAUGAACGUCGCCACGGCGUGCGCGUCCGCGAGCGCGCGGACGUCGACGCGAUUGGUGAGCGCGGUGGGUGACGACGCGGAUGGAGACGCGGCGCUCGAGGAGUGGUCGAGACGGGCGCGCGGCGGAGGCGACGAUGGCGUGCGAAUAGUGAAGGGUGGACGCACGGCGCGCGUCGUAGCGGUGCUGGAUGGUGAUGGAGAGAUCGCGGCGUGCGUCGCGGACGUGGAGAUCGUCGAGGAGGGGGUGGACAGCGCGUGGUGCGCCUCGCAGGCGAACGCGUGCCGGGACGCGCGCGGGAUGGUUUUAGACGGUAAUCUCGGUCAAGAGGCGAUCGAGACGGUGAAAGAGAUGGCGAGAAAGUUCAAUAAGUGGCUUUGGUACGAACCAGUGAGCGUGGAAAAGUCAACGCGGAUCUUGGGAGGCGGAGUUGACGACGCCGCUCGACCGCUCCGUGGAGUGACGUUUUGUUCGCCCAACGCCGCGGAGCUUCGAGAGCUCGCAAACGGGGUUCGUCGGGGAUGGGCGAAGGGAUCACCCAUGUCGCCGUGUCCGUUCAACCCAGAGUUCAAGUUUAAGAACGCAAGCGAGGCGUUGGAUGCUCUCGCGAGUGACGUGUGCACGGUUUUAGCUGCCGGAUGCGAGCACGUAGUCCUCACUCUCGGCCCGCUUGGUGUGGUCGUCUCCAGCGCGCCGAGCGACGGCGAGGUUUCUCGAGCGACACACACGCACGUUCCGGCGGUGAGAGCGGACGUUGUAUCUCUCGUCGGUGCCGGUGACGCGCUCGUUGGAGGCGCGGUGGGAGCACUGGCGGAGGGCGCAAGUCUGCUGAUAGCCAUCGCGAGAGGGGUCGCGUGCGCGUCGAUAGCGUGCGAACGUGCCGGUGCUGCUCUGUUAGACGUCGACGCGAACGAGAUGGAGAAGCGGGCGGCAAUCGCGUUCGCCGGGAUUUCAAUAUUAGCACCGGCAGUGCGUUGA
This is a messenger RNA of Ostreococcus tauri, 1185 nucleotides long. RefSeq names its product Pseudouridine-5'-phosphate glycosidase. Bases 1 to 1185 code for a protein of 394 amino acids. NCBI's taxonomy places the organism in Eukaryota, Viridiplantae, Chlorophyta, Mamiellophyceae, Mamiellales, Bathycoccaceae. The transcript has a single exon. The record is from RefSeq and is a predicted model, not a curated record.